AUGAAAAAGAAGCAGGAAAAAUCAUUUGAUGCAGCGUCCAGUAGUGUCUCGACUUGUCCGUCUGGCUCACACCGCUCGACCGAGCGUGCGGCCGAAACUGGAGUGGAAUCCUCGUCAUUGUCACUCAGCAUCCCUUUUGUUUCGCGAAGGCACCGAAGGCGGUGUGUACCAUUCAUCUCAAUCACUUCACUUUACAACCGUCUGCAGACUUCCGGUGUUGUGCUUGUUGACUGUCGCAAAAGUUUUGAAUUCUCGGCGGGCCACCUUCCGGAUGCGUUGCACUUUCCGCACAUGAGCUCAAGGGCUUAUUUGCGAGCGCUGAGCUGUGCUGGACAGAGUAUUAAAUCGGUAGAUGAUCUGCUGGAAUUGAGUGAGAACACAAAAUUGCGUGAAAAGCUUGAAAUUCGAGACCUAAUCGAAGUUGUAAUCAUCGGUGGAAACCACACAAGUGCGUCAUUUCUGUACAGGAUGGAUUGGGGUUAUCGUUUUGCCAAGAUGCUUGCGAAUGAAGGUCGUGUUUUUUCAGUUCGAUUCCUGGCUCAAGGAUUUCCCGCAUUCGCAGAAAAAUACAAUUUCAUGUUAGUGUCGUCACCAUUGCGAAUACCAACAGAAAUAGGGACUAGACCACAGAAGGCGUUUACAGAGACAGCAAUGUCGAGUCCGUCGUCGGCGAUGCACUAUCCAAAUGAGAUUGUAGACGGAUUUCUCUAUCUAGGCAACUUUUGGCAAGCCAAUUCGUUGAAGGUCAUUAACGCCUUGCAAAUAUCUCAUGUUGUAAAUAUGGGUGCGAUAACCGAACAGCGAAACAAGUUCAAGCACGUGAAGUAUUUUGACGUUUUAAUUAAGGAUAAUGUGGACGUGAAUAUUGCACAAGAGUUUGGUCCUACAAUGAAGUUUAUUCAAAAGGCGGCGGCGGAGAACGGUCGGGUACUCAUCCACUGCGUCCAAGGCGUUUCGCGUUCAUCCACGAUUUGCAUUUGGUAUGUUAUGUUACAAACGAAGUGCACUCUAUCGGCUGCGUACAGUCACGUACUUAAGUGCCGCCCCCUUAUCUUUCCGAACCGAGGCUUUAUGGCUCAACUCAUCGCAAAUGAGCGGUUACUAUAUGGUGAUCAGAGCGUUAUGGAGGAUGAGUUAGAGCUGCUGCAGAACGGGCUGCUGCCGCCAAUUGACCGCAUCGGCUCAGCUUUGUGCCAAACAUUUCUCUCUUAG
This is a messenger RNA of Plasmopara halstedii, 1212 nucleotides long. RefSeq names its product dual specificity. Lineage: Eukaryota; Oomycota; Peronosporomycetes; Peronosporales; Peronosporaceae. Gene Ontology annotation, cellular component: cytoplasm. The coding region runs from base 1 to 1212 and encodes 403 amino acids. The record is from RefSeq and is a predicted model, not a curated record. Gene Ontology annotation, molecular function: protein tyrosine/serine/threonine phosphatase activity. The transcript has a single exon. Gene Ontology annotation, biological process: protein dephosphorylation.